GCGGUCGCUCUGUUAGACGCAUCAGCGCAAUGUGAUGGUGCGCGACCGAGCAACAAUCAAUAAUAUUACAUAAAAUCGUCAAGAAAAUUACAGAAAAGGCAGCUGAAAUAUACAUAUAUUACACCCGAUGUAUUAACAUUGAACUCUUCACGGAAUGACAGUUUGAGUUAAAAGAUUUCUAAAUCAUCACAUCAUUGUGGUAACUAGCCCUACCCUUUGAAGAAAUGACCUCCUCAGCUCACACGUCCUGUUCCUCCACUGACAUCAUUGAUGAGCUGCAGCUCAUCACCGCACAGAAUCUGGAGAGGGUGGACAUCAACAAAUAUUAUGACGUGAUCAGGGAGCUCGGCAAGGGCACCUACGGCAAAGUUGACCUGGUCAUCCACAAGAUCAGAGGCACGAAAAUGGCCCUGAAAUUCUUGCGCAAGAAAACCACCAAGCUGAAGAGUUUCCUGCGGGAGUACAGCAUCUCUCUCUACCUGUCACCCUGUCCUUUCAUCAUCAACAUGUUUGGCAUCGCCUUUGAAACCGAUGAAUACUACAUCUUCGCGCAAGAAUAUGCGCUGGCAGGCGAUCUCUUCGACAUCAUUCCUCCCCAGGUGGGAUUGCCUGAGAGUGUGGCCAAGCGUUGCGUGCACCAGGUGGGGAUUGCACUGGACUACCUGCACUGCAAGAAGCUGGUACACCGUGACAUAAAGCCAGAGAAUGUCCUCAUCUUUGACAAGGAGUGCCGGAAGGUGAAACUGUCAGAUUUUGGCAUGACACGCCGGGCCGGCUCUCCAAUGAAGCGGGUGAGCGGAACCAUCCCGUAUACUGCACCAGAACUGUGUGACCCCGGGCGGCAAGAGGGCUUAUGUGUAGACUACAGCACGGACGUCUGGGCCUUCGGUGUCCUUCUUUUCUGCAUGCUCACUGGAAACUUUCCCUGGGAAAAGGCUCUGCCAUCCGACACCUUCUACGAGGAGUUUGUGCGCUGGCAACAGCGGCGGAGGCGGACAAGCGCCGUGCCUUCACAGUGGCGCCGUUUUACCGAUGAGGCACUCCGCAUGUUCCGGCGCCUGCUAUCUAUCGAGCAGGACCGCCGAUGCUCCAUCAAGGAGGUCUUCAGCUCCUUCAACCACUGCUGGAUGCUCGACACAGAGAACGGCAACACAACCCACACUUGCACGAGUAACAGCAACAGUGGCGCGGUCAUAAAUGGAUGUCAGGCUGAGCUUAGCUCCUCUUCUUCAGAAGAAGAUGAGUUGGUGGACCGCUUGAAGCAGCAGAGCUUGUCACAAGGGUGUGGGGUAGCUAAAGGGGGCAUUGUCAUGGACCCAUUGACAGCACACUACUCAUCAACAUCUACAAACAGCUCUCCUUCCUCUACUGUUGGCUAUGAGCGCGGCCCCCGUGACAACAAUGGCAACAGCAGUCGCAUCCUAGCGGCGACGCCAAUUGAAAUAUGCGUGUAGAGAGGUAACCGGCACAAACCCACCUUGCACAUAGACUUGGGAUGACUAGAUAAAAGGAGGGACUCAAGUUCUUGAGGAGCAAAUGCUUGAGAAGGAAAUUCUGUAGCUGAUGUUCGGCGCAAGUGUGCUAAGAGUAUCCCAAGAAUAGUUGAAAUCUUGAAACUAUUCCUUCUGACGAGUGUUUCAGAGGGAAUGUGAAAGACAAUCACCAAAAUCUGACAAUUGUAUCUCGACCAAUUUUUCCACAUAUAAUCAGUCUAAAAUGAAAGAAGAUUCUGAAGAAUAGGAGAACCUCUUCUGUGAAAAUUUCAAGCAAUAUAUUGAAUGUUUGGCGAAGAAAAUUAUUGAACUCAGAAGAGAUUUUAAAACAAUCAGAUUUUUCAUAUGUGAAACAUGGCAAAAACAGUUAUUAGUGGAGACUAACAUUGUUUCGGAAGCACAGUGUUAACUGUGGUGCUAUUGUUUCGUGCUUGUGUAUCCCUGUGGUCAGUGGAUAGGACUUUGGAAUCUUAUGUUACUUUUUAAGUGUUUUACUAUUUAUUUUUGGUUCUUUUACCCUCUAACAUUUGCAUUAUUUAUUUAAUAUUGUAAAAUAACAAAGUUGAAUCAUUUGCAAUGAAACUGCAUUGUCAAAACUCAGUUUGCUCACUAUAAAACCAAAACCGACAUGUACAACAAAAUGUCAACUAAUUCCAGAAGCCUGUUAGUAAGUUUUGAAUGCUAGAUGCGCAUAAAUCUGUUCAAGGUAACAUAGUAAUUAGAGUUGCCAAAUAUCCCAUUUUAGCUGCAAUGAACAUGUCCCAAAUGGUAUGCCUAUUUUAUCCUAUAAUUUAGCAGUGAGAAGAUCAAGGGUGAUAUUUGAAACAUUGCUCCUAGAAACACAGUUCAAAAACUCUUCAGCCAUUUCAUGCUAACACAUUUAUGAAAAGAAUAUACAGGUAUAAUAUACUGCUUAUUUCUUUUCGUCUGGCAUUCUUUUUGAGCACCAUUGAUAGAUUGAUCCCUGAUAGUACAUUGGCGUUGGCAAGACAUUUGAGUUUUCGGUUUCAUCUAAAAGAAGAAAGUCUAGACAUGUCACAGAGAUGCUAAAAUGUUACAAUAUUUAGUAGAUGUUUUCCGAACAUGUUCUUACAUGUUUUCUGAGUAUAUUAAUAAAAUGUUAACUGGAUGUUUGUUCACAAAUAUGAUGCUUAAAGUAGAACGCAGUGCUUUUCAGAUGAUACGCUCUUUCACAGAUGUUUCGGUGACGUACGUUUGCUACUGAGUGUUUAUGGAUUUCUCAGGUAUACCAUUCACUGUGUAAUGUUUAACACUCACUUUUACUACUCCACCGUGAUGUUAUUAUUAUUUGCUGGUAUUCGUAUGAAAAGUGUGGAUCUUGCACAUGUACAUUUUCAAACAGUUGGAAUGACACUUAAACGUACAAUAGCAAUAUACUGACAGAAUCUAAAAUGUAAAACUUUAGAGACAUACAAUGUUAACAAUUCUGUUGGGGCGUGGGAAGCUCAGCAAGUAUUGACACUGACUACCACCCCUAGAGUCGCGAGUUUGAAUCCAGGGUGUGCUGAGAGACUCCAGCCAGGUCUCCUAAGCAACCAAAUUGGCCCGGUUGCUAGGGAGGGUAGAGUCACAUGGGGUAACCUCCUCGUGGUUCGCGAUUAGAGGUUCUCGCUCUCAAUGGGGCGUGUGGUAAGUUGUGUGUGGAUAGUGGAGUGUAGCAUGAGCCUCCACAUGCUGUGAGUCUCUGCGGUGUCAUGCACGACGAGCCAUGUGAUAAGAUCCGCAGAUUGACGGUCUCAACUGAGACUUGUCCUCCACCACCCAGAUUGAGGUAACUGCGCCACCAAGAGGACCUACUAAGUAGUUGGAAUUGGGUGAGAAAAGGGGGAUUAAAAGAAAAAGAAGAAAAAAAAACAAUUCUGUUGAAUUUCACAGAAUAUUGAAUUCACAGGUUUUAUUUAAAAUAUUGUAAAUGUUUAGAUAUUUCCAAUAUCUAAAUUUAUAAACAAGAUGGGAUUGCAUAUUUCACUCAUCUGCAGUGGUACCAUAGAAAAUGUUCUGGCAGUUCCAGUUCAGACCAGUCUUCAGAGGACUCGGAAUAAAGAUUUAUACCUCCCUAAAGUUGUACAUGCUUAAAAGGGUUUACAUUUUAGAUGGUGUCAAUACAUGGAUAUUUUACAUUUCAGUGUUUAUCCAAAUGUACGUUUACACUUUAUGUAUGAAUACGAAUGAGAUCACCUUGAUUACUCAGUUGAAGUGUAAAAAUCAAGCGUAGUCGAGUUUGCUGUUGAAUGAUGUCAUAUUUGUGCUCCAUGACAAAUAGAAGUGCUGCUUUGGGCCAGGGAAUGAACUUCCUCUAGUGUAUCUGCACAUUAUCCUUUUAUUAGGGCCCUUGAUUACAUAUACAUUUUACCUGCUGCUAAACCUUGAAUACUUUACAUUUAGCUCAAAUAAUUCAAAAAUGCCAAUGAAGUGACAUGUACCCCCUGGUCCAGAACAAGUUCUUGUGCAAUUUAAGAGGUUUUCAUUGUUAAAAUCUUUAUUUAAUUUAUGAUGACAUUUCUUCAAUGUCGUACUCUUGUUCCAAGACAGAUAGCAAAGGUCAUUUUGACCUUAUAAAAUAAAAAAAAUAAAAAGGUGUAAUCAAAUCUUAGAAAGGGAACUUUGUCAUUUUGCAUGGAUAUUACAGAAAGUCUUAUGUAAAAGGAGGUUGUAUCUGUACUAUCAUUUAGAGUUGUGAAAAUGAUUGUGUAGUCAUACUUUCAAGUAGCACAAGUUUACAACAUUUUACAUAAUUAUCAAUGGAGUCCAAAAGAAAAUAAAAAAAAUGUUUUUUUAAUACUUCAUGUGCUGAAUGUGCACCUCAUUGUAGGCAAACAGUCAUGUAAAGUGCAGUGCAUAAAGUAUUUUUGUUUUAUUUAUUUAUUUAAUUUUUGCGCUGAUAUAAAACUAAUGUAGAAGUUCAGCGCUGCACUGAGAAACAUUUUAACCUGCAAAAAUUAUUAAAACCUUUCUUCAAGAGAACAAAAGUAAAACUAGUCAUCUUAAUGUGUUGUGUUUUCCAGAAAUAUUUGCAUGAAUUAAUAUUACUCUGGAGAAACAUUGUAGAA
Molecule: messenger RNA, 4564 nt
Organism: Xyrauchen texanus (razorback sucker)
Lineage: Eukaryota; Metazoa; Chordata; Actinopteri; Cypriniformes; Catostomidae
Product: serine/threonine-protein kinase SBK1-like
Exons: 4
Coding region: 225-1454 (409 amino acids)
Biological process (GO): peptidyl-threonine phosphorylation; peptidyl-serine phosphorylation
Molecular function (GO): ATP binding; protein serine/threonine kinase activity
Source: RefSeq, a predicted model, not a curated record